This is a messenger RNA of Mercurialis annua (annual mercury), 836 nucleotides long. RefSeq lists its product as uncharacterized. The transcript has 2 exons. NCBI's taxonomy places the organism in Eukaryota, Viridiplantae, Streptophyta, Magnoliopsida, Malpighiales, Euphorbiaceae. The coding region runs from base 131 to 568 and encodes 145 amino acids. The record is from RefSeq and is a predicted model, not a curated record.
GAUCAACAAUGGAAAAAGCUUAAUUUUCACUUCAUUUCUUGGAGAAAACCCUAAACCCUAAUUUUUUCCCCUUCAAAAUCCCAUAAUAUCCCAAUAGUUUCUUUCUUUAUUUCUUCAACUUUUCAAGAAAAUGAAUUAUCCACACCAGAUCUAUCACCAGAAUGAUACGAUUGAGAUAAACGUAGACGAUGAAGUAUACUGCCCAGCAACAAUUCUUGAAGCAGUCGGAGAAGACCACCAGUACUACAGAGUACAGUACCUUGCACUGCCAAUGACCGAGAAAGUUCACAUAGCCGAUAUGAGGCCUACUCCGCCGGAGUUGAACGAUAGGUUAUUUCUGGAGAAUGAUAUGGUGGAUGCUUAUUAUUACGGUAAUUGGCUGCGUGGCUGGCUUGCAGGAAACGGAGCUGGUCCUAAUAAGUACACUGUGAUUCUUUAUAAUGAUUUAGUACUGGAUACUAAUCGGAUCAGGUUUCAUUCUCAGUGGUCUCCCCUCCCCGAUUUUGAUAUUCCGUGGCACAGAAUGAAUGAUCGUUUACCGGAUCUAAUCGUUCGCAAUAUGUCGUAAGGAAACGGUCGAUGAUUCUGCAACUGAAUUGCAUUUCGGCGCUAUAUUAGAAAUGUAUUUGGGAAUUGUAUGAGUAGUGCUUUAAGGCUCAUUAUAUAAUUACUGGCAUAAAAACCCUAAUUUUAAUAUGGUAUUAAUAUAGAUCGACUGUUAAGUAUGGAUGGUUUAAUUCAUAAAAAAAGUAUGGAUAGUUUAGGUAUGAAAUUGUGUUAUGACACCUUUGAAAUUGCAUUUAAUUAGUGGUUAUGUGAUUAGUACUUUUUAUUAA